Messenger RNA from Penicillium brasilianum, 1051 nucleotides. The record is from the annotation of a GenBank genome assembly. Lineage: Eukaryota; Fungi; Ascomycota; Eurotiomycetes; Eurotiales; Aspergillaceae.
CUUUUUUUGGCUGGUCUCAUGAUGUCCCUUUGCAUCCCUUCUCUGCAUCUCUUAUGCUCGGGCUAGCAGAAAUCCCAACCGCCUUAGGCGAUAUCACGUGCUGAGAAGGACGCCUUCCGAAUUAGGAAUCGUGAGACUUCUCCUUCACCAACCACUAUCACUUCCCAUUGAGGGCUUUUUGCGCCGAUACUAUCCAAUUUUCAAUCACCAAUGGUUUGUUUGUUCCAUGCUAUGCAAUAUCAAGGAAGAAAAUUUCCCCAAUAUAUUCCCUUCAUCAACUCCUUUGCGUCGAAUACAAUCACAAUGUCAUCCAGUCAAAAGAAACCUUCCCGCUCACCAUCCACUGCUUCGUUGAACUCAUCCAAACCAGUCAAUAGUAACGUUGUGUAUCGGUGUUUGACACUUCUAGCGAUCCGAAUUCUCAAGCGUAUUCGACCUCGAGAAGGAAACGUCCUCAUGUUGACGGACGGACUAUGUGUCAAGUAUGGGCGCCGCGUUCAGUUAUCUGAAGCAUCAACAAUGCGAUUCAUAUCGCAACAUACAUCCAUCCCGGUACCAAGAGUUUUAUGCGCAUUUACCCGUUCCGGGAGGACCUACAUUGUGAUGGAAAGGAUCAAAGGAGACAUGAUUGGUAGAGGAUGGGUGAAACGAAGCGAGGAUUCCAAGGCGAAACUUCUUACGCAGUUAGCCGGAAAGGUUCGCGAGAUGCGGGACCUUCAGCCCCCACCAGGCAUUGGAGUUGCUUCUGUUGUUCGCGGAUCGCUUUUUGACUGUCGCGUUCCGGGCCCUUCCUUACGCUUCGGUCCCUUUGAUACCGUCCAGGAUUUCCAUCGGUGUCUACGUAUGGGCAUGGAAUUUGAUUCAAGGCUUGACCCUGAAAUUCAUGACCUCAUCAAACAACAAAGCAAGUCUUGGCCUCUGGUGUUUACUCACGGUGAUCUUAGCAGCCUCAAUAUUCUUGUACGUGGGGAUGAUAUCGUUGGUAUUGUUGAUUGGGAAACUGCUGGUUAGUAUCCAUCAUAUUGGGAAUAUACGUCUGCCCACCAAGUCA